This is a messenger RNA of Closterium sp. Naga37s-1, 744 nucleotides long. Lineage: Eukaryota; Viridiplantae; Streptophyta; Zygnematophyceae; Desmidiales; Closteriaceae. The record is from the annotation of a GenBank genome assembly.
AUGAAUGCCGUCCGAACGACGAAGGAGAAGUUGCCGCAGCUUUUAAUGCACCUGGCCGUCACCCCUAGCAACACGUUCAACUUCGAUGAGGCGGCCUUCCGGCGCCGGCAACAACUGCGGCGCAGGGGCGCGGCGGCGAAUGCAUCAGACAUUGGCCUCGACGAGGAGGUCAACGAUGUCGGCCUCCUCAUCGACCGCCUCUGCCUCGGCCCCACCGCAAUGGCCGCCGAAGCUUUUGUGGGCAUCGACGACAACCAGCCCACGUGCGCCAAACUAGGCGAGAACCCGCUUGUGAGGGAGCCGGAGGGCGGCGGUGCGGCCGAAAUGUGGGAGGCGCCUGCUAACAUGCAGGCGGUUUAUGACGACAGCAACCCCGCAUCUCGCGAAGCACGGCGCACUGCGCGCGCCGCGUGCGAGAUGCUUAUUGGUUACGCACGGGCAACCUGCAUCACGCCGCGCGAUCUGUGCGUUCUCUUUGACAUCCGCAAUCCAAUAAUCUUUCCGCGGAUGGAGUGCGCAAGCCCGCCGCUUGAUCUCAACCACGCCCCACCUCCCGCCGUGAUUCACGGCGACACGCCGCCGCCCGAGACUCCUCGUCGCCGCGGUCGGGUGCUCACAGCAUGGAUGCAUGUGCCCACCCCAGACUGGGUGGCGCAGACGGCCCGCCGCCAGGAGCUCAUCGACGCCGGUGCACCCGCCGUCAUGAGCGAUUACCUGGCUGCCGCAGAGUGGAUGCGACUGUGA